ACUGACAUCUCUUUGCGUAUCAAUCAUGCAAUAACCCCUGCCGCCAAUUAUAGCUCCUUACCCAUUUUCUGUGAACUUUUCAGCCUCUCACACACACUCUUUCUUCUCCCCUUCCUAAAUUCAAUUCAAUUUUAAUAAGCCAAAUCAUUUCUGGUUUUUGCAUGAAAAUUUGGCACGGGUUGUUUGGUUUUCCUUCCUUCUCAUGCCAUAUUUGUUUUAAGGAAAAAUCGCCCCCAGUUUUUAAUUUUCUGUAAUUCAGAAGAAGGAAAUCAAAAGGGGUUGUUUUUAUCUCUGUACUAUAGUUGGGUAUUGGGGAGAGUGAUGCUGAAUAUUGAGGGUGGUGGAAAAAAUGGCGAAUCUGGUUCCGGGGGUGCUUCUGAAGCUUCUGCAGCACAUGAACACGGAUGUGAAGGUUGGUGGGGAACACAGGUCAUCGCUAUUGCAAGUUGUGAGCAUUGUUCCGGCACUUGCAGGGGGUGAACUGUUCCCAAAUCAAGGUUUUUAUCUCAAGGUUUCUGAUUCAUCUCACGCCACAUAUGUGUCUCUUCCUGAUGAACAUGAUGAUCUCAUUCUCAGUGACAAGAUUCAGUUGGGUCAGUUUGUUUUUGUUGAUCGGUUUGAGGCUGCUUCUCCUGUCCCCAUUCUUCGUGGGGUUAGGCCUGUUCCUGGUAGACACCCUUGUGUUGGAACCCCUCAAGACAUUGUUGCCACUCAUUCCCUUGGAUUCCUUGACAACAACAACAAUAAUAAGAAUGCUGUUUGUUCUGACAUAGAUAGAUUGAAAUCUCCUAGGAAAGUGUCUGGUGGUCAUGCUGUCGUUGGUGGGGAGAGGGACAAGAAGGAGAGGGUGAGAUCAAGUGGUGGUGUUAGUGCCAAGGAAGAACAAUCAGGCAAGACUUGUUCUGUUUUGGGUAAGAGCAAAUCUCAGUCUCGGCCAACAAAACCUGCAGCACCCAAGAUUGAGGUGAAGAGGGAAUCCUUGGCUAGAUUGAGGUCUACCAAUUCGAGGUCCAUUCCUUCAUCUCCGAGUAGUUGCUAUUCGUUACCGAGUUCUUUUGAGAAAUUUGCCAAUGGGGUGAAGCAGCAGCAGGCAAAGAUUAGUGCUAAGGUGGGAGUGGUGGAGACAGGAAAGGCUACCCGUGGAGCUAGUCCUGUUGGGAAGAAGGGUGCAGUGGGAAAUCCAAUUAGGAAUUUGGUGCAGGGCAUUGAGCUGGGGACCAAGGCUCUUCGAAAGAGCUGGGAAGGGAGUACGGAAGUGAAGACUAAAGAGUCUUCUAAAACCAGGGUUGCUACUAAGUUUGAUCCUAAGCCUGAAGUUCGUAGCUUGACUCCUAGAAGAAGCAUUUCUAGUGGAAAGUUGCCGUCUAAAGAGGAGGGCAGGAUCCAAGCGCCAACAAAAUCUGCUAAGGAAGAACACAAGACUCCAAUGUCUACGAAGAAGGCUAUUGCUAACGGAACUACAGAGGAACCAGAAAAGUCAAGCAAGCAGAGAACUUCCAUUGGAAAGAAAUCAGGAGAAAUUUCUAACAAUGGACUCCCGGGGAACUUGAUCAAAGUUUCUCUAAAUAGUAGAAAAGUGACAGAUGCAAGUGUUCAAUGGGCUUCACUUCCAUCAUCUAUUUCAAAGCUUGGAAGGGAAGUAAUGAAGCAGAGAGAUGUGGCACAGAUGGCAGCAAUUGAGGCCAUGCAAGAGGCUGCUGCUGCAGAGAGUAUGUUGCAGUGUUUAAGUACGUAUUCAGAGCUAACUAAUUCUGCUAAGGAAAAUAACCCACAGCCAGCAGUAGAGCAGUUUUUAACUCUUCAUGCAAGUCUGAAUAGUGCCCGGAUGAUUGCUGAAUCCUUAUCCAAACCCGUUCCAGAUGGUUCAUCUCCUGAAUAUGAAAAGUGCACAGUGGAAGAAGCACUAAAAGUAAAAUCAGAUAGACAAAAACAAGCAGCCUCCUGGGUCCAGGCAGCCUUGACCACCAAUCUGUCAUCCUUUGCUGUUUUUACACGAGAACUCCAAUCAUCCAGGCUUCCAGCUUCAAGGAAUUCUCAAAAUCAAAAGACUGUCGUGAGAAGUCAACCCAUGUUAGUCCUACACAAUCCAAGUGAAGAUGCUUCAUCAAAAGUUCAUGCAAAAACUCGUCCAACAGUUAACUCCAAACAGACCUCCCAAGGAAGUACUCGCAAAGCAGCUGAUGGAUUAACAAAUGGGCAGAAGCAGCUAGUCCAACAGCUCCCAGAGUGGAUCAGAGGAAAUGGCCUUAAUGGGGUGGUUAAUUUGGUUGAAAUGUUGCAAUUACAGUCCCGAAACUGGUUUUUGGGGUUUGUUGAGAGGUUCUUGGACAGUGAUGGGGACACUACCUUGUCAGAUAAUGACCAAAUAGCAGGUAUGCUCACUCAACUAAAGAGUGUGAAUGAUUGGUUAGAUGAGAUAGGGUCAAGCAAGGACGAGGGAGAAUCAUGCCAGAUAUCGACAGAGACGAUUGACCGGUUGAGGAAGAAGAUAUAUGACUAUCUUCUUACACAUGUUGAAUCUGCUGCUGCUGCGCUCAGUGGUGGAUCGCAACCGUCACCGCAGAUCCUAACAACAAUGACUAAAGCCAAAAGGUGAAUGAGUACAUAACUUAACUAUGCAUAUUAGGGCAGGACUAAUCUUGGUCAUUCGAAGUUGUCCAAGAAGCUCGGUCCCCUUUAAAAUUCACUUUUUUUUUUUUUCUCUUUCAUCUGUUUGUACAUAAAUCCUACAUGGGGGAUUGAGGUAUAGAAGGAGUCUCAUUAUUUGUUAGGGGAGAUAGCAAAUAUGAUUUAUGAGGAUAUUUCUUUCUUUCAUUUUUCAAAAUAUUGUUCAGAUGAAAUUAUACAAAUUGAAACAAUGGAAGAUAUUAGCAGACACGAUCUUUUCCCAUGUCCUACCUUGAAUGUGGUUUCUUGUAUAGUUU
Messenger RNA from Abrus precatorius (Indian licorice), 2924 nucleotides. RefSeq lists its product as uncharacterized. NCBI's taxonomy places the organism in Eukaryota, Viridiplantae, Streptophyta, Magnoliopsida, Fabales, Fabaceae. The transcript is spliced from 5 exons. The record is from RefSeq and is a predicted model, not a curated record. The coding region runs from base 350 to 2596 and encodes 748 amino acids.